UAAUUAGAUAGGCACCAUAACACAACCAUUCACCUCUUCCAAAAUAGUUGAAUUACAUUUCCUCUUCGAAAAUUUCCAAAUCAUGGCUAGUUCAAUGUUUGUCAAGGUUACUUGUUUGGCUAUGAUAUGCUUAGUUUUGGGCAUUCCACUAGCUAAUGCUGCUCCUUCAUGUCCUGAAGUGCAACAAACUUUAGCACCAUGCGUUCCGUACGUAACACACCCAGGUCCACCCAUCUCUCCCCCACCACCAUGUUGCAAUGCGGUUAAGACUUUAAAUGGCCAAUCCAAAACUACCCAAGAUCGUCGAGAUGUUUGCGGUUGCCUCAAAUCCAUGAUGGGCGGCAUACCUGGACUCAAUCUUCCUGCCAUUGCUUCCCUCCCUAAAGACUGUGGUGUUGACAUAGGCUAUAUUAUUAGCCCUAACAUGGACUGCAACAAGGUAAACUAGUAUCGAGCAGCUUGAAGGGUUAGUGCUUAAUGAAUAAGGAAUACUUGGUUUGUGGUAAUAACCAAUACAGACAGAAUAAAGGGAUGACUUUACUCUUACAAAAAAAAAAAAAAAAGGAUAGCUUAAUUUCUACGGUUGUAAGUUGUAACUGAAUCCCCACUAUGGAUCACUGUGUAUAAUUAAAUUUAAACCUUAAAUUUUUCAGAUCGAAAUAUUCAAUAUAUGAUGGACAUUUUGAUUUACAA
Messenger RNA from Medicago truncatula (barrel medic), 693 nucleotides. RefSeq names its product non-specific lipid-transfer protein. Gene Ontology annotation, biological process: lipid transport. NCBI's taxonomy places the organism in Eukaryota, Viridiplantae, Streptophyta, Magnoliopsida, Fabales, Fabaceae. Gene Ontology annotation, molecular function: lipid binding. The coding region runs from base 83 to 448 and encodes 121 amino acids. The record is from RefSeq and is a predicted model, not a curated record. The transcript has 2 exons.